UAGUAUAGGUGGAAGUUUGCUAAGGUAUUUACCUAAACCAAAGGUUAGUUAAGGUAGUUGAGCUUCAAGCCAGCAGAAUUUUUCCACAUUUUUUCCCACAUUUCCUCAAUCUUUCCCCCCUAUAAAUCUCCCCUUCCAUCACAGCCACAACAAAAUCCUUAAAUCCAUACAAAACCAAUCAUCAAAACCCCAAGAAAACUACACACAUCUAUCUCCAUGGCUUUUCCAGGCAUGAUUUCUGCACUACUGUUGGCCAUUUCAUUGGCUCUCCCUCUAAACGCGCAAAUCAACAGCCCUUGCACUGCCUCCAUGCUCACCUCCUUCACCCCUUGCCUGAAUUUCAUCACAAACAGCAGCCCCACCGGCGGCUCCCCCUCUUCAGACUGCUGCAACAUCAUGAAAUCUGUGAUGGGCAAUGGCGUCGGUUGCCUCUGCUUCAUUGCUGCCGGUGGCAUUCCCUUUCAAGUCCCCAUCAACCGCAAUCUCACCCUCUCGCUCCCCCGGGCUUGCCAGACUCCAGGCGUCUCCGUCCAGUGCAAAGUUGCAGCCUCUGGAACCCCCACUGCAGCUUCAAGUCCUGCUGCUGCUGUGUCACCUGCUCCCGGGCCAUCUCGAGGUCCUGGAGGUGAUGAUGUUCAGAAGCCACUGUCACCAAGUUUGGCACCAGAAUCUGAUGCCCCUCCAUCUCCGACCACAGUUUCUGAAACUCCGGCCACAAAUACCGGCAGCCGAGUCUCUCCGACGCCAUCUGCCGCCCCGUCUCGGUGCCCAUCACCUUUGCUUAUGGUGGCAGUACUUGGAGGAGCACUUGUUUUCAAGCUGUAUUAGUUUCAGUGUCUGUGCUGAGUUUAGCCCUUUUGUGACCACUUUUUUGUUGGCUUUACAGCUGCCUAGCUUGGAUUUUUUAUACUCAAAAGUCAUAAUUUGCAUCUCUGAAUCUUUGAUUUGUAACUAUUAGUACUGAAAAACAAGAAAUAAAAUGAUUUGAAUAGCAGAAUUCUUCCCAGUUUAUAUGAGUUAGCAGAGCUGAGAGUUGAAAUGAAAUGGUCACCUUCAUGCCUGCUUA
Molecule: messenger RNA, 1066 nt
Organism: Ipomoea nil (Japanese morning glory)
Lineage: Eukaryota; Viridiplantae; Streptophyta; Magnoliopsida; Solanales; Convolvulaceae
Product: non-specific lipid-transfer protein-like protein At2g13820
Exons: 4
Coding region: 217-828 (203 amino acids)
Source: RefSeq, a predicted model, not a curated record